CAACCCAUCAAUCAAUCCUCACCACUCCCCUCCCUUUCCUCUUCACAUUGAAUCCCAACCAAAACCACCAAACCCAGCAUCUACAAUGGUCAAAGACAAAUCCACCGUCAUCGACGAAUUCAACACCCUCGUAAACAUGACCCCCAACGACCUCCGCACAUGGCUAAAAGACACCCAAUCGGAGUCCUCCGGCUGGACCAACGAAUCCUCCACCGAGACAAUCGGUCAUGAAAGCGGACGUAAAAUCGUCUCCAUCCUAGAACACAACCCUUCAAGAGACCCAUCGAGCUACACAGACCACGACAUCGAUCAUAUGCGUCGGGUAGUAGCGUACUGUAAACGGCAUUUGGCGCAGGAGGAGACGGCGAAACAGGAUCCGGAUAGUAGGAGUUAUCGGUCGUUGAAGAAUUGGGGGCAUGAUGCGUUGAAGGAGUAGAUAUAUUCUUUUGAUGGGUUUGGUGGUGGUGGUGGUUCAUAGUAUUUGAUAAUGGGAUCCCAAGGUGGUUGGGUUGUGGUUUGUGAUGUGUGGUUGGUGUUGUUGUUGUUCUAAGCAUCUCAUGACUUACUAUAAAGUCGAUUAAAAAUUGUAGCUAUGCGGUAGUCAGUGUUUUUAUGUCAACACUUAUUUGUCAGGAAAGGGG
Molecule: messenger RNA, 641 nt
Organism: Aspergillus sclerotioniger CBS 115572
Lineage: Eukaryota; Fungi; Ascomycota; Eurotiomycetes; Eurotiales; Aspergillaceae
Product: DUF3140 domain-containing protein
Exons: 3
Coding region: 86-436 (116 amino acids)
Source: RefSeq, a predicted model, not a curated record